This is a messenger RNA of Arvicanthis niloticus (Nile rat), 3471 nucleotides long. It is a transcript of the gene Acbd3, whose product is annotated as acyl-CoA binding domain containing 3. Gene Ontology annotation, cellular component: Golgi membrane. Gene Ontology annotation, molecular function: fatty-acyl-CoA binding. Lineage: Eukaryota; Metazoa; Chordata; Mammalia; Rodentia; Muridae. The record is from RefSeq and is a predicted model, not a curated record.
AGGUGAGAGGUCAGCAGGAAGUCGAUACGUGGCCGCCGCCUGUCCCCGCCGAGGAGGCGCUGCGAGCGGAGAUGGCGGCGCAGCUAAGCGUAGAGCAACUCGAGGUGUCGCUCGACGGCCUCACGCUGAGCCCGGACUCGGAGGAGCGGCCCGGCGCGGAGGGUGCCCCGCUGCAGACACCGCCGUCCUCCACCUCCGGGAAUGGACUAGGCUCGGGCGCCGCGGGACAGCAGCGGGAGCCCGGGGAGGCGGCGGCUGAGGGCGCGGCCGAGGAGGCGCGGCGGAUGGAGCAGCUCUGGGGCUUUGGCCUGGAGGAGCUCUACGGCCUGGCGCUGCGCUUCUACAAAAUAAAAGAUGGCAAAGCCUUUCAUCCAACGUAUGAGGAGAAACUGAAGUUCGUGGCUCUGCAUAAGCAGGUCCUUCUGGGUCCAUACAACCCAGACACUGGCCCUGAGGUCGGGUUCUUCGAUGUGUUGGGGAAUGAUCGGAGGAGAGAAUGGGCAGCUCUAGGAAACAUGUCCAAAGAGGAUGCCAUGGUAGAGUUUGUGAAACUUCUAAAUAGGUGUUGUCCUCUCCUCUCGGCAUAUGUUGCGUCCCACAGAAUAGAGAAGGAAGAAGAAGAAAAAAGAAGAAAGGCAGAGGAGGAGCGAAGGCAGCGUGAAGAGGAAGAACGAGAGCGACUGCAAAAGGAAGAAGAGAAACGGAAGCGAGAGGAGGAGGACAGGCUCAGACGGGAGGAAGAAGAGAGGCAGCGGAUAGAAGAAGAGAGGCUGCGGCUGGAACAGCAAAAGCAGCAGAUAAUGGCAGCUUUAAACUCGCAGACUGCCGUGCAGUUCCAGCAGUAUGCAGCCCAGCAGUAUCCAGGGAACUACGAGCAGCAGCAGAUUCUCAUCCGCCAGCUGCAGGAGCAGCACUAUCAGCAGUACAUGCAACAGUUAUAUCAAGUCCAGCUUGCACAGCAACAGGCAGCAUUACAGAAGCAGCAAGAAGUGGUGGUGACUGGAUCGUCGUUGCCUGCAUCCUCAAAGGUGAACACAGCUGGGGCAAGUGAUACACUGUCAGUUAAUGGACAGGCCAAAACCCACACUGAAAAUUCCGAAAAAGUCCUCGAGCCAGAAGCUGCAGAAGAAGCCUUGGAAAAUGGGCCAAAAGACUCUCUUCCAGUGAUUGCAGCUCCAUCCAUGUGGACAAGACCACAGAUCAAAGACUUUAAAGAGAAGAUUCGGCAGGAUGCAGAUUCGGUGAUUACAGUCCGGCGAGGAGAAGUAGUCACCGUCCGAGUCCCCACUCAUGAGGAAGGAUCAUACCUCUUCUGGGAAUUUGCUACAGACAGUUAUGACAUUGGGUUUGGGGUUUAUUUUGAAUGGACAGACUCCCCAAAUGCUGCUGUCAGUGUGCAUGUUAGUGAGUCCAGUGACGACGAGGAAGAGGAAGAAGAAAAUGUCACUUGUGAAGAGAAAGCCAAAAAGAAUGCCAACAAGCCUCUGCUGGAUGAGAUCGUACCUGUGUACCGGCGGGACUGUCAUGAGGAAGUGUAUGCAGGCAGCCACCAGUAUCCAGGGAGGGGAGUCUAUCUCCUCAAGUUUGAUAACUCCUACUCUCUGUGGAGGUCCAAGUCAGUCUACUACAGAGUCUAUUACACUAGAUAAAGCUGGUGUUACAGAGUCAGGAGUCUAGGGUUGAACAGAGAUGACAUUUAAUUUCCUUUGACUUUUGUGGCACAUAGGAGUCAGUGUUUACCUUCUCGAGUUUGUUCUGAUGGUUAGUGAACUCUUGUUGAGAACCAGGAUUCCUUGAGACUCUUUAGCAUUAAUGCUCUGAGGUUGAAGCAGUUGGGAGACUCAUCUAGCCCAUGGGUGCUGACCGGCAGAGCUGCUAGUGGAUAGUGAAGGUACGUGAGCUACGUGUUAGUAUUCAGUCUCCAAAAUAAACGUCCCAGCGUUUCCCUCACCUGGCUGGGGGGUGCAUUGCUGGCUGUUCCGUGUGUUCUGCAGAGCCACAGUUACAGCUGUAACUGGGAAUGCUUCUGUACUCGCCGACUUCAGUGGUUUUGACUACGUGGAAGAGUUUGAGACGUAAAAGCUCGACUUCACAGAUUAUAGUAGAAAAGGAAAUGGCCUCAACUUGAUCUUACCUGAGUAACAAGGCUGUUUUUGCUUGGGGUAUAGCUGUUUAAGUUACAGAGAAUUAUUUUCUGAGAGAAUGUUAAACUUAGAAUAUUCAAACCCAGUAAGCACUUGAUGUGUAGAGAUUCAUAGACGACCUCUGUCCUUCCCACCAGGUCCUCGGAUUCUCAGGCCUUCUCUUCCAUCUGCCAUUCACACUACUGCUAACAAAACAAAACUAGGUGAUUUUGUUUUGAUAUAGUUUUGUGGAACAUCUCAAAUUGAAACUAUUUUCUGUAAAAAACAUAUAGCCAGGAGUUUAUAAACUCAAACUGGCAUCUACUGAACUAAAAUAUGCAAAAUCACUUUAGUAUAAUUCAGCAUUUGAGGAGUACCAUUGCACUAAUAGGAAAUCACUGCCAGAGACAGUCCAAAUUUCUUUCUGUUUGUUAUUAGGGCACAAACUGUCCCACCAUCCCAGUGUGGAAUUACAAUCUAGAGAAAAUUGGAAAUGCACGUGCUUAAUGUUAGAGCUUUAAUCUGUAUUAUGUCUUGCUAGUGGUAAAAGGAACGUCUUUAGUUCUCUUAUGAAAACAAACCCACAUUCAUUAUUUCAAGUUUGUCUCAGAGGUUAAGUCUCUAAAGAGAGGGUAGUAUAGGUAGAAAAUGACAGAGACGGUGUAUACCUAGUGCUAUAUUGUCACUUAAGUCUUAGGUUUAAUUUUGACAUCACAGGUCCCUUGCAGGGCUCCCACUGGCCAGCUGCAGUGUGCACAGGUCACUAUGUUCAGGCUACUUGAGGUUUUCAUAUGCUGCCUUUCUUUCUGUUUUUAAUACCUGGUUCUAUAGGUUCUCUUUUGUUUGUUAAGAAACUGGAUUAUUUUCUCCUAACCAGUGCUUAAUUUGUGUUUUUGAGUUUUCAUCCAGAAGUAGUCAAAUGUCUGUGCUGUUACAUCCAGAAUAUUCAUUAGGCUGGCCACAGCUCUUCUGUAUAUAUAGAAACCACAGAGUUAGGAUGUUUUUUAAUGAGGAAAUAUACUGUAUUUAAAAUGUAAAAUAAACUUUUAAAAAGCAAGCACUAAUAUAUAUUUCUUUCAGCCUUUGAUUACAAUUUUGUCCUUGCACAUGUUAAGAUAAAUUAUCUUCUAAACGUCUUGUUCUUGGGAGCAGUGCUGUCAUUUUACAUAGCGUUUCUGUCACAUGUUCAUAUCUGAACAUUUUUGGUUCUAAACUUUUUUAUUGCCUUUGGCUGUUGAUUAGUACCGAACAAGUGCGAUUUCAGAAAGAUCUUGAAAGUAAUAUAUUUAAUCAAUUAAAAUGUUUACCUGACUCGUUGAUGUUUCUGUUAAUACAGUCUCCUGGAGCA